AUGACCCAAAGAGAACAGGCCGCCUCGAAUAGUGCCAUAUCCUCCAACACAUCCGAAUCAACCACAACCUCAAAUAUCCUCCAAACAGCGGACAAUGUAUUAAAUACAGUGGGCGACAAAGUCGCCGAUGUAACUGGACAGCAUCAGGCUGUCCAAACGACCAUCGCAUUCGUUCAAGAGAAUGUUCUGAGAAUCAAUGAACAGCAAACAAAUGGCUCUGGAGAAGAAAAAUAUGAUGUUGAAGCAGUAUAUGGAUUUGGAGCGGCGAAGGAGCAUGUUGAUAAUGCUGGAGAUGAAAAGAUUGAGGAGUUUCUGAGGCAUCAGAAUCGGAGUUAUCAGGGGUGA
Talaromyces marneffei is the source of this 345-nucleotide messenger RNA. RefSeq lists its product as uncharacterized. The transcript has 2 exons. The record is from RefSeq and is a predicted model, not a curated record. Bases 1 to 345 code for a protein of 114 amino acids. Lineage: Eukaryota; Fungi; Ascomycota; Eurotiomycetes; Eurotiales; Trichocomaceae.